AUGGACAUUGUACCCUCUCCUUUUUCCUCAUCUUUCGACACCAAACCCCCUUUCUUGGUACCCAUUGUCCCUUGCCUACAAAUCUUCACGGACUUCACCCAACUAUCGCCGAGUUCCCCUGAGGCUCCGUCGGGUACUUUCAACAUUACGGAGGGUUAUAUUGAGUUGGCAAGUGAUCCGAUAACGGAUAGAAAUACAUUAUGGAUCAUCCUCAAGAGAGAGAAGUUGGAUCAGUGGCGAAAUUCACAGAGAAUAUCGUGCGGUCAGAAUCGCAACUCCAUCAACCACAGCUGGAUUUUGCAUCUGCAAACUCAAGGCAGCCGACCAGCAUCUCUGUUAGAGUUUCAAAACGAAUUAAGACGCCGACGCGGAAAGCGAGUGAGGCUCAGUCGAAUGCCGAGACCAUCCAGGCUCUACGAAGAUCGCGAUCGCGCGCUGUGUCAAGGAAACGCUAGCCUCCACCCAAAACGGCACGGAUAA
This is a messenger RNA of Ilyonectria robusta, 480 nucleotides long. RefSeq lists its product as uncharacterized. Lineage: Eukaryota; Fungi; Ascomycota; Sordariomycetes; Hypocreales; Nectriaceae. The record is from RefSeq and is a predicted model, not a curated record. The transcript is spliced from 2 exons. The coding region runs from base 1 to 480 and encodes 159 amino acids.